Folsomia candida is the source of this 3168-nucleotide messenger RNA. RefSeq lists its product as uncharacterized. NCBI's taxonomy places the organism in Eukaryota, Metazoa, Arthropoda, Collembola, Entomobryomorpha, Isotomidae. The transcript is spliced from 19 exons. The record is from RefSeq and is a predicted model, not a curated record. The coding region runs from base 674 to 2731 and encodes 685 amino acids.
CAGUUACUCUUCAGGCUUCAGGGGUGAAACGAUAAACUUGAAUCUCAUCCUUUGUUGACUUUGAUACUUCUUAAGGAAAACGAAGGAAUAUAAAGAUUGAUCUUCCAAAUAAGAAUCUUCUCCCUAAAUAAAAUUAUUCACUGAUCUCGCAAUUGAUCUUGAAAAUUUGAAAACGUAGCUGUACGACUGCGUUCUUUUUCACUCAAGAGAUCAAGGAACCUGUCAACCCUCCCAAAAGAUUUUUGAUUUUAUUGGUUUCCAUUCAAGUGGAAACAUGAUCAAGUAAAUCAAUCUGAACUGCGUGGGUAGACUCCUCAGUUUAUUUUGCAUGUAUGCAUCUUGUUAUUUUUAAAGUGCAAAUUUUUGGUUGAUUGAUUGUAAGAAAAGUGAAGUUUUUACUACUCGUGUUGCGUAUUUAUAUGCAUAUCUUGGAGUUUUUCAGAAAUUGAGACGAAUUCUUGUAUGAUUGAGUGAGAAUUGCUCACUUAAUUUUUAAUUCAUCUCAGCUUUGUGUUUAUCGCUACUUCAUUGAGGAACAGUGGGAAAUGCCUUCUUUUAUGGCUGUUUGGUGUGGUUAAAGUUGGUGACUCUUGUGGUUCGGUUUAUUGGUUUGUGUUUACCAAGAUUGAUUUUAUGCUAACUAAGUAUACGUGCUGGUUGAAUUCGACUAAUUAUGGCUGCGGUGGUGAAAAUGCGACUGAGUGAUUUUCUGUGUUUUUGGUUCAUCAUCCAAUCUUCCAAUUGUCAAAUAUUAGUGCCGUUGAAAGCGGCAUUAACAGAAUGUUCAACUGGGAUUGAAACCUUUGAAAAAGUGACUGGAAUUGAAUUGCCCCCAGAGGAAAGAAUCCCCCUGUACUCCAGCACAAGUGGGGUAAUCCUAGCAGAUUGCUAUAACCGGUGCAGAUCAUCCUCAAGCUGUUCAGCAUUUUGGAUUGAUUACACUUCAAAUGCCUGUUUCCGACUAGCCAAUCCCAAGUUUACGGAUAAUAAUGUGGAAGUAGAUGCUUCAAAACCAUCUUCAUAUUUUGAAAGACUUUGUUUACAAGGUGACAUUUGCAGCAAAGCUUGGGUGACAGAAAGAAUUCCGGGACAUGAAUUGGCAGGACAUGACGAUGUGAUUAUUCGUAGCGUGGGUAGUAGAAAACGAUGUUCGGAACUUUGUUUGACGGAUAAGCGGCUUCCUUGUCGAUCUGCAGAUUAUUGGGAGUCCAGAAAGGAAUGUCGACUGAGUCGGGAGAAUCGCCGAAGUCAACCCGGUUCCCUUGUCAAGUCUACGAAGGAAGUGGAGUACAUCGAGAACGCCUGCAUUGAACCGAUCUCCACAAAACAAAGAGAUUGCGAGUGGGAAGUUAUGCAUCGAUUUGAGUUUCCUCUGUCAGAUUUUGCGACAAAAUCAGAAAACCUUGAAGAAUGCCAAAAAGCUUGCGAAACAUAUACGGCUUUCACAUGUCGAUCAGUUACCUUUGACAUGGUGACAGGCCUUUGCUUUUUGAGUGGGGCCGACAUGUCUACUACUUCUCCAAAGCUGCUCAAGUCUCAUGAGAAUAAGAUCUAUGCACAGAGGGUGGCCUGUAUCGAUAUGUCCUUGGACUGCAAUGGUGAUAAUAUGGUUGCCAAACUCAAAACUCACAGCCCAUUCUAUGGAAAACUUUAUUCAUCGGCACUCCUCCCAGAAUGUGAGGUUUUUGGUCACGGUAAAUUGUUCACUUCUUUGGAAUAUCCACUCAACGGAUGCGGGGUCUACAAAGACGCUGAUGGAUCGUUUGUAGGGAAUUUAAUAGUUCAACAGCAUCCACUUAUCCAGAAACGCGGCGAUGCUGCCUUUCGUCUUGUCUGUACAUUUCCAGAAACUAAUCGGACUGUGACACAAAAAAUUGCAUUUGAAAAAGAAUCCGAAUCUCGCCUGGUGGAAGCAGGAUCAGCUCCUGCGCCCAUACUGGGAAUUGCCGUCUCGGUUAUCAAUGCCACUGCCAAGUCCCCUGCAGUUACCCUCAGGAUUAUCGACAGGAACGGGAAUGACGUGAGUGGAGUCACGUUGGGAGAUGAACUCUACUUCAAGGUAGAGGUUGAAUCUACAAGUGCGUAUGGUGUUUUUGCGAGAGACUUGAUUGCUCGAAGUGGAACAAACGAAGAGGAAUUAAUCCUCCUUGAUACGAGGGGUUGUCCGGAAGACCCAGCGAUAUUCCCCCAUCUCAAGAAACUUACAGAUGGGUCGAAAUCUUUGAAGGGGCGAUUUGAGGCAUUCAAAUUCACGAACGAUGCUGUCGUACGAUUCCAAGUUUAUCUCCAGUUUUGUCGGAGCGAGUGUCCACCGAUUCGUUGUGACGGUGAAAAUUCUCAUGGACGAAGAAGACGAGCAAUGGCACCAAAUGCCGAGAAAGUUGAGUUUAUAGAACUGCAAAAGGAAAUCAUUGUAACUGGUCCAAUAAAUGGACCAAAGUCCAAGAUGCAAUUACCAAUGAGCACCAAGGGAGAUGACGAGAGAAUACACCAGAAAGACAAUGGGAUGGUUAUCUGUACUCCGAAGAACCUAAUGAUGGCAAUGAUAAUAGGAUUUUGCCUAUUUCAAGUCGCGAUAGUGCUUUGUUGUGCGGCCUGCAUAUGUUACAAGAAGGACAAGAAAGGCAUGUCCCUUCCACCAUCAGAACCAACUUAUCGAUCCUCCGACGUCUACUACGCACGGCCAUCUUUAAUUAGUACGCUUCAAUCCAUUAGAAACUCCAGACGCUAGUUACCAAUAUAACGUAGAUACAUGUUCUGAUAAAUAGUGGGUGGGUGUCAAUUUGUAUCAGUUGUCGGAAGGUUUUGCCAGUCAACGUUCCUUUGUAAUCAUAUACAAAAACCAUAAAGUUGCAUGUAGCAUUAGCUUAUCGUAGUAUCCAAUUUUAUUUUGUCUUCACUGUGCUAUCAUCAAUUAAUUAUGCUAUGGAUUAUUAUACUUGUUUGUUGGAAGAUGCAAGUAUUGGUGGGUUGUGUUGUUAAUAUUAGAAAUGAAUUUAAGCAAUAAUUAUAAGUUUCCGUUAAUACAAUUUAUUGAAAUCAACUGAAUGCUAACAAUUUAAAAAACAUAUAAGAGUACCGGGAUGGAAUUUAGAACAAACCAAUUUUGGUUCGGUAUGAUAUUGAAAAUUACAAUAAUUAUUAGUGUCUUAAUACUGUUAUUUUAAA